This is a messenger RNA of Eucalyptus grandis, 4131 nucleotides long. RefSeq names its product splicing factor, suppressor of white-apricot homolog. NCBI's taxonomy places the organism in Eukaryota, Viridiplantae, Streptophyta, Magnoliopsida, Myrtales, Myrtaceae. Gene Ontology annotation, molecular function: RNA binding. The coding region runs from base 1324 to 3891 and encodes 855 amino acids. The record is from RefSeq and is a predicted model, not a curated record. Gene Ontology annotation, biological process: RNA processing; mRNA 5'-splice site recognition. The transcript is spliced from 4 exons.
GAAAAGAAUCUCCACUUUCGGUUUCCAAUUUUUUUCCGGUUUAGAGUUGCGAUUAUCAUGAAUCGUUGUUGGAUGAUCGGCGAAAGGAGCGUUAUCUACUUUUGGAGAUGGUUGAUUGAUUCGUUAGUGACGGCGGAGGAGGUGUUGUGGCUUGUUGUGCAUCUAUUUAGAUGAGGAUUUGAGUUAGCUGUGUUUAAUUGCUCUUUCUCUGAUGAGUGUCUCUUUCUCUUGGUUGACGAAUCAAGAGCUUUUCUAAAAGCCAUGGCUUGUGAACUCAACACCGUCGUGUCACCAUGAACUGGCAUUAAGCUAGUUACAGCUUCUGCUCGCACCUUUUUCUAGCGUUUUUGCUGAAAACUUGCAUGUACAUGGAGCUUGUAGCUGUUGGCAUGCGAAUCGGUCCACAGACUUGAAAAUUGGAAAAGACUUAGUCGUUCACGGUUAGCAGAAACUAGAAUUGGCUGUCCUAGAUUUUUUUGUAUUGGGUCAGUGAAUGGAUUGAGCCCGAGGGCAUGGUUACAUUGGCGAUGUGUUCGGCAAUAAAGGAAUUCCAAGUGCGCUUAGAGAAAUACUGGUAUCUUUCCUGUGUGAACAGAGCUUCAUGUGCUCUUUCCUGGAUCAAUAUAAGUGGGAUGCAUUUGCUUUCAGCCUUCAUUGUACAGUCUCUAGCUCAAACAUCUGGUCUCUGAUGGAUUAUCCUGUCCACAGCUCAUUUCCUUCUCUCAAUCAUCCGUUUAUGAUUGGGGAUUCCAUUUAAUCUCUAAGUUACUCCUUGAGGGUGCCAUUUCUUUUAGUCAAUGUAGGGCUGCCUAUUGCAGUAAUAGAACUUUUCCAUUAAGUUCUAGAAGUGGUAACAUCCUUAUCAAUAACAAGACUUCUUGGACUAGAUUCCUAAUUCAAGGCCUUGUCUAUAAAUAAAAAGAAGGGAUAAGUGCAUUAGAAGUCCUAAAACUUUUCAUAAAAGUGUAGUCAGGCCCUAAAACUUUCAAAAAAUGCAAUCAAGUUUUAAAACUUUGAACAAGUGCAAUCAAUGGAAGGACUUGAUUGAACCAAACUUUUUUGCGCUUUGUGAAAGUUUUAGAACUUGAUUGCACUUUCAUGACAAAUUUUAGGACUUAUUAUGCACUUAUCCUAAAAAGAAAGGAGAAAACUCUAGUAGUGACUGGUUAAGCAUAGACAUUCUUAGAGUAAUUUCUUCAUCGCCAAAUAAACGGAUGACCUUUUAUGUUUUCUGUUUUUCCUUUGUUCAAAUUGUUAUAUUUUCUGCAUUCAUUUCCAAGUUUGCAGGAUCGAAUGUAGUAAGCGACAGUUCCUUCUUUCAGAAUGUCAAAACCACAUGCAGAAACUGGGACAGAAACAGCGAAUGAUGGUGGAUAUCGUGCUGUGGCAUUCUCAUAUGGAAAUCCUAAUGAUGCCAUGGAUCAGAAGACAACAGAUGCUGAUUCUGGAUACUGUCCUCCAUUCCCAGUUCCGGAAUAUUUGCUUCAGAACCUGCCUCCAACUGAGAAGGUACAUCAGAUCAUUGCAAGAACUGCCAUGUUUGUUGGUAAACAUGGUGGGCAAUCAGAGAUUAUUUUGAGGGUGAAACAGGGUGACAACCCAUCGUUUGGGUUCUUGAUGCCGGAUCACCAUCUUCAUGCAUACUUCCGGUUUCUUGUUGAUCACCAAGAACUUCUUAACUCUGAUGCGGAAGAAAAAUCUAUAGAAGGCGAGAAUACAGUGGAUGGUGGGCAGGAGGAUACUGGUGGUGCACUGUCUUUGCUUGGUGCUACAUAUGGAUCUGGAGAGGAUGAAGACGAAACAACUGAGCUGAGGCCUGAACUGGAAGAAGACAAGCCUAAGGAAGUCAAUGUUGUUACUGAGCCCAGUUCUGAUGGAUUGGACUGUAAAGAGUCAACCACUGAUGUAGCUGGGAAGGAAAAACCAAUUUUGAAACAGCCACCACAUUCAUCUACAAAAGAAAAAGCUUCUGCAGUUAAAAAGAAUCGCUCUACUUCUACAGUUAAAGCUGGAGCUGAAUGUGCAACAAAAAAAGGUGGUGCAACCUUGUCCAAUACUGCUGCUAUGAAGACUUCUUUACCAAGUUCAAAGAAGGUUGAGCAAAUCUCUUUGGAGCCUCCAUCUGAUGUGAAGCGAUUGGUCGAUAAAAUAGUGGAGUUCAUUGUGAAAAAUGGAGAGGCAUUUGGGUCUGUUCUAAUUGAGCAAGAUAAAAACCAGGGCAGGUUUCCCUUUCUUCUGCCGUCUAAUCAGUAUUAUCCUUACUACUUGAAAGUGCUUCGAAAAGCUCAACAGUCAAAGUUACCAGGAAAGAAAUUGAGUCCGGAGAAGAUUGAUGCAGCAGGUCAUGAGGUGGAAAAGAAUGCUGCACUCUUCAAGGACAGCGAUAGUCAAUCAAUUGGAUCAGAUAUACCAUACGAGUCAGACCGCAAAGGGAAGUUUAAGAUGGUAAUUGGCAAGAGUAAGAAGGACGGUCAGGAUCAACCUUCCAAAGACCACCAACAGCAAAUGGGGGUAAGUGUUGAUGCAGCUGCGGCUGUUGCUAUACUUCAAGCCGCUAGACGGGGAUUUAAGAAUCCCACUCUGGGUGGCUUCCCAAAAAUGUCAUUAGAUGCUAACAGUCAUGCACAAGGCAGUGAGAGUGCAGAGGCUUCAAGCUUUGCCCCUCUCGAAAAUUCAGAUAAGAAAGCUGAAAAUAGUAUUUCUCUCCCAUCUGACGAGGCUAUUGCAAGGACUGCAGCUGUUGUGGCUGCGAGUGAGGCGGACUCCUCUGAAGCAUGCUUGACUAAAGAACAGAAGCUAAAGGCUGAAAGGUUGAAACGUGCAAAGAUGUUUGCAGCCUUGUUGAAGAGUGGAGCUGCACCAUCAAAGACUCAACUAUCACGAGGCUUGUCGGUUGAGCCACCUGACUCUGGAGUUUCUGGUUCAGCUGGGGUUCCAAAUGCUUCCGGCCAGGAAAGAGAGGGCGGUUCCUUUCCAGCUGACUUUGGCAGCUCAGAUAUCAGUCAGAAGUCUGAAAGAAAAGCAUCAGGGAAUGAGCAAAAUGAACGACGUUCAAAGAGAAAGUACCGUUCAAGAGCAGAAAGACACAAAGAAGAGGAAGAUGAGGAAGGGCAAGAGGAGGAGGAAGAAGAAGAACAAGAAGAGAGUGGAGAUAAAAAUGAAGAGAGGGAUCACAAGCACUCAAGGAAGAAGAGACGAUCUCACGGUUCACACCGCAGUAAAGAGAGGCAUGGGCACCGGAAAGGACAUUCUUCUUCUAAGGACAAAGAGUCUUGGCAUAGGCACAGAGAUGAUAGCUCGGAUGACAAACACCAUCAGCAUCAACAUGAUAGCCUUGAUAACGAGCAGCGGCAUCACCGUCACCGGCAUAGACAUGAUACCUCUGAUGAAGAGCAGCAGGAUAGCCGUCAUCGGAAUAGACAUGACAGCAGCAUUGAUGAUAAGCAUGAUGGCUCUUCUGAUGACAGGUGGCGGCAUAGCCGUUGUUGGAAUAGACAUGACAGCUUUGAUGAUAAGCAUGAUGGAUCAUCUGAUGACAAUAAGCAUAAGCCCCAUCGUCGGCACAAGCACAAUGGCUCUUUGGACGACGAGGAGCAGCACCGCAGGAAUAGCCGCAGACAUCGUGACUACUCCGACAACGAGACAGACCGUAAUAAAUCCAGGAAGCAUAGGAAAUCUCACUCAGGAAGGAAGGAGUUGGAGGAAGGGGAGAUAAGUGCAGGAUCGGGCGAGUCGAAAGCGCCUGGGACUGAUGGAAUUGCAAGAGAAGCAUCAGCGGGUUUAUCAAAUACGUCUCAAGCACCGAGGGCACCAUCUCAGCCCCCUGAGGCCUCUGAGGUUCCCAAUGAUCUUAGAGCAAAGAUUCGAGCUAUGUUGAUGGCAACCAUGUAAAUUCUCAGGAUGUCGACUCUUCCAACGUAUUCGCACGCCUGGAUGUAAAUUAAGCAAAUUAAGGGAGAUCAUCGUCAUCUGUCAUAUGUCGUGAGAUUUACUUAGCCUUCUUUCUUUUAUCGAAAUUGUAUGUAAUCUUUUCAAGCAGUUUGUAUCUCUGUUAAUUGAAACAAUUUAGGGAUCUAUUAAUUGGUGCAUGAAAUGAUCCCAUCCUACCUCAUGAGAAAUGGGCUUGGAGAA